This is a messenger RNA of Hyaloscypha bicolor E, 1986 nucleotides long. RefSeq lists its product as uncharacterized. The record is from RefSeq and is a predicted model, not a curated record. Bases 1 to 1986 code for a protein of 661 amino acids. NCBI's taxonomy places the organism in Eukaryota, Fungi, Ascomycota, Leotiomycetes, Helotiales, Hyaloscyphaceae. The transcript has 2 exons.
AUGGGUCAAGCAAAGUCCUCCGUGUCAGCUGAUCCCGAUCCGCCAAAGUCUUCGGUAAAACCUAAUGCUCCCAAUCAAGGAGGAUAUACCUCCAGUCUAUCUCCUCCAUCUACUAGCGGUAAAUUGCUUGGUCCUGGGUCUCCACCACCAGCCAGUGAACCAUCGUCGAGUACUCUGUCUGGAUCCUCAACAAGUGACCCCUCACCGCAAGCUAGCACACAAUCACCGAGCCUCGUGUUACCACCGCAAAAAGGAAAUGUUCCAUUCCGCUCGGUAUCGAGCAAUACCUCAUCUGACCGAGUGAUACAAAAUUCGGAUGAUGAAGAUGAGGAUUCAGAUAGCUCACUGGAAGAUCUCUCGGCAUUACUUGCAGCCAAGAGCUCUGAAGUCCGGGCAAAGCAAGUGAUGAAUAGGAUCACGCCUUCCACGCCACCAAAGCAUCCAGCAAGCACUGUUAACUUUCACAUCUCGCCCCUACCAGUAUUGCCAAAAUAUAAAUUCGAUUUGAAGUCUUUAGUCAGUCGCGCGGAGGACCACGAGGCUAUUGAAGCAAGUUCGAAACGAGUCAAGGCAAUGAUGGCUUCGAAGGACGAGGAUGAGGAUACAGCCAUGUCUGACCAUACUACAGAGCUGGCGAAAUUCCCUCACGGUGCAUUGCUGGGAUCGGUGGUAGCUGGCAGAGAGGAUCUGGAGGCUUACAAAGUUACCCGAGCCAUCAUGCGAACAGAAGCGACCGCGACGGAGAAGCGUUGGUAUUUCUUCGAUACGAAAUCCAACACACCUAAGCCUCAACGAACGCCUUUCCCAACCAAAGCUGUCCCAAAAAACUGGAAGAGAGAGCUGGUAGAUCCCAAGAUAAGAUACCAGACUUUCGUCUCUGGCUUUGCCGAAAAUUUGGUCUCACUUGGUAUGAAGUUACCAGACGAGCUUUUUCUCUGGAUGUUGGAUGAGGCGUGCUUGGAAACAAGUGAUCCACUUCGGACCUCUUACAUGGGUACCAUGAGGGAAAGCACAGAACAGAUCCAGCGAUUGCUAAGUCCGGACUUGGUCAGAAAAGUAUUUCAGCGUCUUGGGGGAAGCUCCGCUGGCACAGAGAUUGCCCAGAAGAUUGUCCUGGUUUCAAAGCUGUCUGACCCGUAUUCUAAUAGAGAUUGGGCAAAGCUGCUCUCAAUCAUCAAUUUCUUUGGCCAAAUAUCAAGGUCACUCCAACAAAAAAGUAGAGCGAGUAUCAUGUGUACACUUCUGCGGAUGAGUGUGGAUCAGGUGGUUUACGAAAACGUCGACCUGCUUGAUUCGGUCCAAGGCACGGUUAGUCGCUUAUGCAAGCAUACCCCCGAUGAGGAUUGGAAAACAUUUUGUCAAGAGGUCUGCAAACCGUUAUUUGAGUGCAUUGAGCAGCCGACUCUUCGUCUUAAGAUCGUGGACAGCAUAUCUUCAAUUACUCCCCGCACUCAUGACCUGAGAAGAAGGCUGGCCAUGUGCUUCUACUUUGACAACAUUUCAUAUUCGAAAGAUCACUCACACUUUGAAAUGGAUCUGGAUGCUUUCAUCAGACGUCUUGAUGAUCCUGACUUCCACACAAAUCCUCAGACUGACUACCGGGAGCUUACGGCUCUCAUAUUACUCCUCGAUAUUGCCGUCGACGACGGACGCUCAAUGAAUCUCGAUCUGUCUGACCCAGCAGUUGAGAAGAAGUUCGAUGAGAACAUUGAAGAUUUCGGUGCAACUAUCAAGGAUAUUAUGAGAUCAAUUGGCAAUCCGGGAGCCGCUUUUAUCUCAAGAAUUGAGGCCAAAGAGGUUUUGGAGUUGGUCAGCCAGAGAGUUUCCGAUACGCUGCGAAGCAAACCCAAACCUAAACCCAAGCAAACGUGGUUUGAAAAGGAGAAGCCUGUGGAGAAUCUCGAGUCGGAGAAGAAGGGUAUGGACAGUUUCGUUUCCAGAACGAAUAAGAUUGGGAGCGGAAGCAACACUCAGAAUCUAAAGUAA